Molecule: messenger RNA, 293 nt
Organism: Diversispora eburnea
Lineage: Eukaryota; Fungi; Glomeromycota; Glomeromycetes; Diversisporales; Diversisporaceae
Source: the annotation of a GenBank genome assembly
AGAAAGACGAUCCUUUGGCACAAUUUAAUGUUGGUUGGUGUCAUAAAAAUGGAAGAGGAAUAGCAAAAGAUGAAACUAAAGGAUCACAAUAUCUUAUGAAAUCUGCUUUUGUUGGAAAUAUUGAUUCAAUAUGUGAAAUUGGUUAUAAUUAUGUAAAUGGUAUGGGUGUGGGAAUUGAUGUGAAAGCAUUUGAAUGGUAUAAAAAAGCUGCCGAAAGUGAAAAUUAUGAUACCGAUAGCAAAUAUUAUCUUGGGAAAUGCUUUUAUGAAGGAUAUGGACUAGGAAAGAUAUAA